Molecule: messenger RNA, 1306 nt
Organism: Archocentrus centrarchus (flier cichlid)
Lineage: Eukaryota; Metazoa; Chordata; Actinopteri; Cichliformes; Cichlidae
Product: phosphatidylinositol 5-phosphate 4-kinase type-2 gamma-like
Exons: 10
Coding region: 15-1250 (411 amino acids)
Biological process (GO): phosphatidylinositol phosphate biosynthetic process
Cellular component (GO): plasma membrane
Molecular function (GO): 1-phosphatidylinositol-4-phosphate 5-kinase activity; 1-phosphatidylinositol-5-phosphate 4-kinase activity
Source: RefSeq, a predicted model, not a curated record
UACCUGAAAGUACCAUGUCUUCUCCCAGUGCCACCUCCAACCUUCUGAACACUCUGGCGCCCAAAAGGAAGACGAAGAAGAAACACUUCGUUCAGCAGAAAGUGGAGGUUUUCCGAGCCAGUGACCCCGUGCUGAGCGUGCUGAUGUGGGGAGUCAAUCAUUCGAUUAACGACCUGAGCCAGGUGCCCGCACCUGUCCUGCUGCUCCCGGACGACUUCAAAGCCAACACCAAGAUCAAAGUCAACAACCACCUCUUCAACAAAGAGAAUCUUCCAGGACAGUUUAAAUUUAAAGAGUACUGUCCUCAAGUGUUUAGAAACCUGCGAGAGCGCUUUGGCAUCGAGGACCAAGAUUUCCAGGUUUCUUUGGUGCGCAGUCCUCCGCUCAAAGACGAGGAGGGGACGUGUGUGGGGCUGCUGCUGACAUCGUACGACCGCACUUUGGUCGUAAAAAAAAUCUCCAGUGAGGAAGUUGCAGAAAUGCACAACAUGCUGUCUGCGUAUCACCAGCAUAUCGUCACCUGCCACAGCAGUACGCUGCUCCCUCAGUUCCUGGCCAUGUACAGAGUCACUGUGGAGAGUGAGGACACCUACCUGUUAGUAAUGAGGAACAUGUUCAGCCACAGACUGCAUGUGCAUAGGAAGUAUGACCUCAAGGGCUCCCUGGUGUCGCGUGAAGCCAGUUUUAAAGAGAAGGUCAAGGAAUUACCCACUUAUAAGGAUGUUGACUUUAUGAAUAACAUGCAAAAAGUUUAUGUAACUGAUGAAGAGAAGGAGAAAAUAAUGGACAAGCUCAACAGAGACAUUGAGUUUCUAGUACAUAUGAGGAUCAUGGACUACAGCCUGCUGCUGGGGAUUCAUGAUGUCGAACGAGCUGAGAUGGCGGAGGGGGAGGAGGAGAUAGAGUUGUCCAAUGAGGAGGAAGAGGAGGAUGAAAACGGCCUGGCUCCUGCUCCCCACUCCACCUCACCUGAAGGCAUUACCGGCUACAUGAACUCCUUCAAAUCCAUGGGUCCCGGGGAGUUCGACCCUUAUGUGGACAUGUAUGCCAUUCAGAGCGCUGCGGGUGCGCCCCAGAGGGAGGUGUAUUUUAUGGGUCUGAUUGACGUGCUGACGCAGUACGAUACCAAGAAGAAAGCUGCUCACGCUGCCAAGACUGUCAAACACGGGGCAGGAGCUGAGAUCUCAACAAUUCAUCCAGAGCAAUACGCUAAACGCUUCAAAGAGUUCAUCACCAAGAUCUUUGCUUAGUUCAGGGAUUCAUUUAAUACAUGGGGAAUUCAAGCUUGCAAUUAUCAAAGCAACAU